GGUGAAUUUAUAACACCGAUUGGUUCAGCUUAUCAUUCCUGGCCCCGUUACGAAAGCCGAGGCGGUGGACGUCCGCUGAGAAGUUUGCGUGGAGCAAUGGGUUUUCGGGGUAUGCGAUUCCCAUAUGGCCCGAUGCGAUUCCCACGUGGAGCACCACGCUUCAUGUAUGGUCGUAUCAUGAAACGAGGAUUCAUGCCCAGAAGGCAAUUUGAU
This is a messenger RNA of Gongylonema pulchrum, 213 nucleotides long. The record is from the annotation of a GenBank genome assembly. Lineage: Eukaryota; Metazoa; Nematoda; Chromadorea; Rhabditida; Gongylonematidae.